Molecule: messenger RNA, 1583 nt
Organism: Sorex fumeus (smoky shrew)
Lineage: Eukaryota; Metazoa; Chordata; Mammalia; Eulipotyphla; Soricidae
Gene: SLC35F2
Product: solute carrier family 35 member F2
Exons: 8
Coding region: 203-1312 (369 amino acids)
Biological process (GO): transmembrane transport
Cellular component (GO): membrane
Molecular function (GO): transmembrane transporter activity
Source: RefSeq, a predicted model, not a curated record
AGGAGGAGCAGCGGGAGGAGGAGAGGAGGAAGCGUCCGCGCGCUCCGGCGCCCCCGGAGGUACCUGGCUGUACUGAGCCGCGCCGACAGUUAAUCAUCUGCAGCCCGGGAGCCGCGGGCCCCGCCGCCGCACAGGCGCCGCCUCUCGUUUUCCGGGCCCCGGCACUUCUGGGGUUCCGGGCGCGGGAGCGCAGGGGGCCCCCAUGGAGGCCACGUCUCGGGGUGCCGGGGACGCGCAACCGCGCGCGGGCUCCCGGGCCAGCCUGCUGCGGCGGGCGUGGGGCAAACUCUUCACCUGGAACAUUCUGAAGACGAUUGCACUGGGCCAGAUGCUGUCGCUGUGCAUCUGUGGCACGGCCAUCACCAGCCAGUACCUGGCUGAGAGGUUUCGGGUGAACACGCCGAUGCUGCAGAGCCUCACCAACUACAUCCUGCUCUUCCUUGUCUACACAGUGAUGCUGGCCUUCCGGCCAGACAGCGAAAACCUUCUGUACAUCUUGAAAAGGAAGUGGUGGAAGUAUGUCCUUCUGGGCUUGGCAGAUGUGGAAGCCAAUUACCUGAUUGUCCGGGCGUACCAGUAUACGACGCUCACCAGCGUCCAGCUCCUGGACUGUUUUGGGAUCCCCGUGCUGAUGGCGCUCUCGUGGUUCAUCCUGUAUGCACGGUACCGUGUCAUCCACUUCGUGGCCGUGGCUGUGUGUCUGCUGGGUGUGGGGACCAUGGUCGGUGCGGACAUACUAGCCGGAAGGGAAGACAACUCAGGGAGUGAUGUGCUCAUCGGAGACGUCCUGGUCCUGCUGGGCGCGUGCCUCUACGCCGUGUCCAACGUGUGUGAGGAGUACAUCGUGAAGAAGCUGAGCCGCUGCGAGUUUCUGGGAAUGGUGGGGCUGUUUGGGACCAUCAUCAGCAGCAUCCAGCUGCUUCUCGUGGAGUACAAGGAUGUGGCCAGCAUUCCCUGGGACUGGAGAAUCGCGCUGCUCUUCGCUGCCUUCGCGCUCUGCAUGUUCUGCCUGUACAGCUUCAUGCCGGUGGUGAUCAGAGUCACCAGCGCCACCUCAGUCAACCUGGGCAUCCUGACCGCCGACCUCUACAGCCUGUUCUUCGGACUCUUUCUGUUUGGCUAUAAGUUCUCGGGACUCUACCUCCUGUCCUUCACCAUCAUCAUGACGGGCUUCGUCCUGUACUGCGCCACCCCGACGCGUACCGCGGAACCCCCAGCCAGCAGCAUCCCGCCCGCCGCCAGCAUCGGUUUCGACAACCUGGGGCUGAAGCUGGAGGAGAGCCCGCAGGAGCUGCCCGCCGCCGUGGUGUAGCUGGAGCCGGCGCCCCCGCGCCCCGUGGGACCCUGGGGGAGCUGGGUGCGAGCAACAGGCGCUAACGGGACCCCGGAGAUGGACCGCAGAACCUGGCAGCUGGGAAAAGGGGCCAGCAGGCCUUGGGGCGCCCCGAGGGGCUGCCUGGGCGCCCGGGAGGUGCUCGGAGCGGGGCUGCGGGGGUCCAGCCACAGAACGUGGCACACAGGAGACGCCGCGACUCGGAGGGGCCCAGGACGUCCGGGGACUCCCGUGCAGAGCCACCAAUAGC